Messenger RNA from Temnothorax curvispinosus, 688 nucleotides. RefSeq lists its product as uncharacterized. Lineage: Eukaryota; Metazoa; Arthropoda; Insecta; Hymenoptera; Formicidae. The coding region runs from base 182 to 490 and encodes 102 amino acids. The record is from RefSeq and is a predicted model, not a curated record. The transcript is spliced from 3 exons.
GAUUGAAAACCUAGAAAAAAAGAUUACUUUAUAUAACUUUUAUAUGUGCAAAAGCACAUUCAGGUUGACAGGAUAAGCAAUAUUGCGUGUGGCAAGAGAUGGUGCAGUAAUCGAACAAAGACAGAUGCCGCUCGUUAGACAAGGACAGAUAUAGAUAUAUGACAAGAAAACAGAAUUAGAAAUGUUGACAUUACCGACGUCGAGGAAGUUCAGCCUUCACUUUAGGAUCCCCUUAAGAGGUAGAAAAGCAGUGGAAUACUUCAUGCACUUCCAAGGUUGGAAUCUGUCUUGGAACAAACGCAAAAAGAGAAGCCAUAAGAUGUCAAAGCGCUUAAUCGAAACGAAACAGAGCAUCAAGAACCUCGUCGUAGAGCGAGGUGGCAGUCGAGCUGCAUCAUCUACGAUCAGAAUUUCCGAAGAUGGCAGUUCGGGCCAACACGCUGAUUAUUAUACGGAAAUCGAGGACUGCGAAAGUAAGAAAAGUUUAUAAGAAUUACAUUUGUAAUUUAUAGGAAGCAUAGAAGAGGAUACAGAGAGUAGUUCUGAUUACAUGGGUGAAACAAGUGACGAUGAACACAGUGGGUGGUGGUAGCCAAUCUGGAGCCAGUAUGAAACCAGGCGAUGAUCUUGCUACAGAUAGCACAUUAAAACGGAUUCUAGAGCAGGAUUAUGACCUAAUGAGUAAUAA